Conger conger (European conger) is the source of this 5535-nucleotide messenger RNA. RefSeq names its product ubiquitin carboxyl-terminal hydrolase 13-like. The coding region runs from base 34 to 2139 and encodes 701 amino acids. NCBI's taxonomy places the organism in Eukaryota, Metazoa, Chordata, Actinopteri, Anguilliformes, Congridae. Gene Ontology annotation, biological process: protein deubiquitination. The record is from RefSeq and is a predicted model, not a curated record. Gene Ontology annotation, molecular function: protein binding; cysteine-type deubiquitinase activity; zinc ion binding. The transcript is spliced from 18 exons.
CUGUGGCUGCAACAGUGUGGGGCUGGAAGUAGGAUGGCGAAGAUGGCUGUAGACCUAGGAGAGCUGCUUGUCCCUUAUAUGCCCACCAUCAGAGUUCCCAGAUCGGGAGACCGGGUUUUCAAGAGUGAAUGUGCCUUUUCCUACGAUUCUCCAGAGUCUGAAGGAGGCCUGUAUGUGUGUAUGAGCACGUUCCUUGGCUUUGGAAGGGAGCAUGUGGAGAGACAUUACAGGAAAACUGGACAGAGUGUGUACAUGCACUUGAAGCGUACAGUUAAAGAGAAAGCAACGGGAGCUGCAGGGGGUUCUGGGUCAAGGAGAAGAAAUGGGAAGGUUUUCUUAGAGCUUAACCGUGAUUUUAACAGAGAUGAUUAUGAAUGCGAAGAUGAGGCCAAACUUGUCAUAUUCCCAGAGCACCAUGAGGUCCCCUUACCAAAUAUUGAGGAGUUGCCUGCACUGGUGACAAUAGCAUGUGAUGCCGUGCUCAAUGCCGCAUCGCCUUACAAAAAACAGGAGAUCCUUUCCUGGGAGGAUGAGAUUCAGGUGUCACGGCAUGCCAGGAGUCUCCGACAACAGGAUAACGGGGUGCAGAUCCCUCCCAGUGGUUGGAAGUGUUCCAAAUGCGAGAUCAGAGAGAAUCUGUGGAUGAACUUGACGGAUGGGGCAGUGCAUUGUGGGAAAUGGUUCUGUGAUGGUACUGGAGGCAAUGGGCAUGCAAUGGAGCACUACAGGGAAACCAACUUCCCGCUGGCUGUCAGACUGGACAACAUCACUGCAGAUGAGGCAGAUGUAUAUUCAUUUGAUGAAGAGGAAGCAGUGUUGGACCCACAAUUAGCAAAUCACUUAGCACACUUUGGAAUAGAUAUAUUGCAGACUCAAAAGACGCAGAACGGGCACACGGAUAAAGAGAUGCGACUGCGUGCCCGGGAGUGGGAGGUGAUCCAGGAGUCUGGCCACAAGCUGAAGCCGGUGUAUGGCUCCGGCUACACCGGCAUUAAGAACUUGGGGAACAGCUGCUACCUGGGAACCAUCAUGCAGGUCCUCUUCAGUAUCCCAGAAUUCCAGAGGACAUAUGUGGGGAAUCUUCAGAGGAUUUUUGAUUAUUCACCCCUUGAUCCCACACUGGACUUCAGUACACAAAUGGGAAAAGUUGGCCACGCACUACUCUCAGGCCAGUAUUCCAAACCACCAGUGAAAUCUGAGAUCAUAGAACAGGUGAUGAAAGAAGAACGCAAAGUGUUAGACUGGCAGCAACAGAGAGGGGUCUCCCCCAGGAUGCUCAAAGCUUUGAUCAGUAAAGACCACCCCGAGUUCUCCUCUAUCAGACAACAGGAUGCACAUGAGUUGUUCCUACACUUGAUGAACUUUGUUGAGAGGCAAAACAUGGGAUCAGAAAAUCCCAGCGACGUGUUCCGCUUCCUGGUGGAGGAGAGGGUCCAAUGUUGCCAGUCCCGGAAGGUGCGCUACAGUCAGAGUGUGGGCUACAGCAUGCAGCUUCCAGCCCCCAUAGAGGCUGCCACAAAUAAAGAGGAGUUGAUAGCAUAUGAAGCACAGAGGAGAGAGGCAGAGGAGAACAUGACACCACCCCCGGUGCCAGUGAGGGCUAAAAUCCCCUUCACCGCCUGUUUACAAGCCUUCACUGAGCCUGAGAAUGUGCCUGACUUCUGGAGCUCUGAACUUCAGGCCAAGUCAGCCGGAGUGAAGUCAUGCCGAUUUGCUUCCUUUCCUGCACAUAUGCUCGUACAAAUUAAGAAAUUCACUUUUGGAAUGGAUUGGAUCCCCAAGAAAAUAGAUGUCUCCAUAGACAUGCCAGACUAUCUGGAUCUCUCUCGCCUAAGGGCCACUGGGCUCCAGGCAGGAGAGAUGGAGCUGCCAGACAUCAAGCCACCCAUUGUCAUUCCUGAUAACAGCAGAGGUCUGAAUAGCUUUCUGGAUUCUUCAGACAUAGAUGAGUCCUCAGUGCUGCAGCUGGCGGAGAUGGGGUUCCCCCUGGAGGCCUGUCGGAAGGCAGUGUACUACACAGGAAACAUGGGGCCAGAGAUGGCUUUCAGCUGGAUUAUAGCCCACAUGGAGGAGCCUGAACAACAUCAGAAGAUAUCCUUCAGAUACCCCCAUCUUAAGUUCAGACCACAUGAGAUUUAAGUCUGGAGACUGAGAUGGCUUUUGAAGAACAUGGUUGUUGUUUUACUUUACCAUUUCUGUGUGGAUUUGAUGUAAGACACAAUCUGCACAUGACAAAGUCUCAGCUACCUAGCAGAGGCAACCAGAUUUUCUGCCAAGAUUUCCUGGUACUUUGUUUAUUUAAUUGUGCCAUUGAUCUGAAAUGGUGCCCCUGUACCACUGGCAGUAAAACAUCUCCAAAACAUCUAUGACGCUAUUUGGGAGACACACGCUGGGGUUUGGCACUUUCUUUCGUUGUUUUAUUUUGUGACUGUACUUGUUUAUGUCUGGUACUUCUUUGUUCAAGGUAGUUGACCCUCGUCUUCAGAUUUAGAUGUAGAUUUGUCCUUGUAAGUUGUGCAUUUUAAUACACGUUUAAUACACAAAUUCGGCAAUUUAUUUGAUAAUUGAUAUAUUUUGGUGAUAAUUAACAAAUUCAAUUGAAUAAAUGUAUUUCACAUGUUGGAUAAGUGAAGGGUUUUAACAAUUUAUGCGCUUGUUUGGUAUUCUGAAUGUUAAACAAGGCUGUUAAAAUUGCUGGAUUCUGAAACUGACCAUAUUUCACCUUCAACGUAAUCCCCGACAAUACGCUUUGAAAUCAUUUGAUUGAAAUUUUGAAAAUGUGACCAAAUUCAAACACAUUUCUGUAUUAUGAGAUUCCAUUAAAGGUGACAGCCAUAAUGUGUGUGUGCGUGUGUGUGUGUGUUGUUCUCUGGGUAUCUUUUGUAUGUAACUAAUAGGAUGGAUGGAAGUUGGAAAUGCAAUUACCACACUCAAAUUUGGUGUUCAAACUAGGCGCUGGUCACUUUGUUCAAUAAUAGACCAUAUGCCUACAUGCCUACAUGAAAUGGCACAUCCUUCACCAUGGUCGCCAGAAUAAGAUUAUUUUCCCUAAAUUGACAUCAACAUAUCAACAGAAAGGUUGCAUUUUGAAAGAUGAUAUUCACAAAUUGGAAUCCCCCAGCCCAUAAAAGAGAAUAAUAAUAUCAAUAAUAACACCACUAUAAAGGAAUUUGGACUGUAAAGGUCAGACCUGACACAAAACCGACUGUUUUGAAGUUUAAAUGUCAGCCGUAUCAUCAUCCUAGCCUCAUGCUCUUUGGGUUAACGUCUGACCAGAGAGAUGCAAGGGGAUGAGACCAGGUUGAGCUGCUGUACUCCAGGGUCUCUGUGUAGUCAGCUACAGUAGCAGGUGCCUGGGCAGUAACAGGAUAGUUAUGUGUCUGCUUGUUAAGAGGAUCAUUUCGCUGUAGUGAGCUACAUUGACAUGUGUCAGACUGCCCGGUCAUUGAGAGCCUAGAACAGUGUACUAAGGACACAUUAUGAGAAUUAUGUGUGGGGCGGCCUGUAGCGUAGUGGUUAAGGUAAGUGACUGGGACAUGCAAGGUCGGUGGUUCUAAUCCCAGUGUAGCCACAAUAACAUCCGCAAUCAGUCUAACAGGACACAUCUGGGCAAGAAGAAACACCUGUCAGUCACAUGUUCCAAUACUUUUGCUCACCUAAAGAUUGGGUGGUCUGGCACAAAAGGUGAAAUGUUCUAAGUUGUUCAACAAAUCUAGAUAAAAAAACCAGGAAAUAAAACCUGAAAUUCUGAUCUGUGAUCUUAUGUCUUUUGACCUCAAACUCAAUUGUCUUCACUAUAAAAACAAAGGAAUUGACCACGCUGUUCUAGUACUUUUGGAGGGGAAUACACAUUUUCUGAAAACAAAACUGGGGGCAAGAACAGCUUGGCUGUAACUAUGCUUAUGUGCCCUAAUCUAAGGCGGCCUGUAGCGUAUUGGUUAAGGUACAUGACUGGGACAUGCAAGGUCAGUAGUUCAUUCCCCAAUAAGAUCCGCACAGCCUUUGGGCCCUUGAGCAAGGCCCUUAACCCUGCAUUGCUCCAGGGGAGGAUUGUCUCCUGCUUAGUCUAAUCAACUAUACGUCGCUCUGGAUAAGAACAUCUGCCAAAUGCCAAUAAUGUAAUGUAAUGAGAAUUAUAAGGUUCUAACUGACUUUUUAUUUUAUUUUAUUAUUAGUUGGUGUCAUAAAUAUGUUGUGUAUAUGGCACUAAAUACAUGUGUGAAGAUUUAUUCAAAAACACUGCAAAAUGUAAAAGUUGUAUCUGCUUGGAGCCCAUUCACUUUGGAAUCUUUGAAGCUCAAUAUCUCAAAACUCUCAGAACGCAAAUAGACCCUUCAAAUUCUGUACUCACGAUUGGCUUGGGGAGCCAAGGAAAUGGCCUUCAUGCAGACUCUGGCUUUUCCCAUUAUGUAGGAGCCACUCUCAGGGGCAUCCAACUGCUGUGGUAUCCCCCUCUUCAACCUUCUUCAUGCCUGAUAGGAGAUUAAUUUCAGACUCCUGCUACUCUCAGUUUGUGUUCACAUAUAUCACUCCCACAACCCUCAUUUUAAGCUCUAAGAAAAUCAGCCUAGUUUCCUUAUAUGACAGGCUGAGGAGCUUAUAUAACCUUAUCAUGGAAAUAUGAGAUAAAGUAUACCCCUGACAUAGGUUUUUGUUUGUUGCUCCAGCAGAAAACGGGUGCCUAACCAUGGGGGAAUAUAAGGUUUCAGCUUCUACUGAAUAAAGGUGUUAGUUUAACCCGUAAUGACUUGAGAAUUGGCACUGCCAAUUUAGGCAAUACAAGUUUCCUCCAGGUCUACUGGUAGUUCUGCUUUCCUGUUUUUAACUGUUAUCAAGGUAAAUAUCUCCAAAAUAAAUCUAGAAAAAUAGAAAUAAAAAAAAAUAGAAACUGUGUCACACUGAUUUACUUGGAAUCAAUGUGUAUUAACAUGGUAAAGAUGUAGAAACAAGUUGUAACUACCAUGUGCAUAUAACAUUUAUUUUCUGUUAAAAUAAGGGCCCCCACAAAGCAAAACAUGAGUUUUCUUGAAGUAUGUAAAGGACAUAACUAGCUAACUUGGUAGGUUGCUAGUUCUGUGAACAUACAAUGGUGGAUAUUGACCUAUUCUUAUCAGUUAAAUCAGCUAUGAUGACUUUUCACUGAUUAUUGCCUCUGAUUGACAUAAGUCCGGGGCAUAAAAAUUAUGCCCCACAAUGGGUUAUGGGCUACUCUUGCCUGAUUGGCUGUGGAUGUGUGGAUUGGGUUUUGUAACUCACAUAAUAUGCUUAUGAUGCGCAAACACGUGUAAAUAACGUUGCCACUAAAUAUGCUCCAUAAGAAAGGGUAUUCUGUGGAAUGCCAUGAUCUCUUCCACCCCCUAUUGCCAAUGAGUCUUCUUGUCCAACACUCAGAUCUUUCUCUCCCUUGCCUGUCUGUACUUGUCCAAUUUGCUGCAAAUACUGUACACCAUACAGUAAUCGAUUGAAGUUAUAACUGUCAAGUUUAAUGGGUUUUGACCGUACAUUGCUCUGUAGCUAUUUUAGCAGUACCAUUCC